UGCUACUGGACUCGACUCCACUGUCACGUUCUCUUCUCUGUUCCCAAACUCGGAUUCACGUGGCAGGCAUGAAAAUCGCAUUGCUCGCUUCGAUGCUUCUCUACAGAUAAGAAAGCUCGCUCGCAUUCCAAGCACCUCAACUUUCCAUUUCCAAUUUUGUAUUCUCCAUAUAUAAAUAACAACCCAAUCCUCUACCUCUUUGCUUUCACUCAUCUCCCAAGUCCCAACAAUCGGAUUUUCUCGAACUCGGUUCUUUGUAAGGAUCCAAUAUGCUUCACCAUCCAUUACUCUACGGUUCAAGAUCCACUACUCAUUCUACACUCUUCGCCUCUGUUUUUUCCGGCGGCAACUACGUCGGGCGUAGUUCAUUUGCCGGAAAUUUGUCUGGCCGUGACGUCGGGUUGAAGUUUAGUAAGCAAGCAACUGGAAGCAAAUCUAAUAAUAACAUGCAUGGAGUUUUUAGUGAGGCAAUGGACCGUGCCAAGCAUAGGACAACUAGUGUUUAUGGUGGUCGUGCUCAAGAAGGGUUACUUGAGGAAGAAGCCUCAAAAGUGCUAAGGAGCAGACCUUCAUGGGAAAUUUUCCCAGGCCAGGCAUUCCCAUUGGGUGUGUCAGAAGUUGACAAUGGGAUCAAUUUUGCUAUUUUUUCACAGUAUGCAACUGCUGUCACACUUUGUUUAGUCCUUCCUGAGAGGGGAGGCAUUGGCACAUUGGAUGGUGGCAUGAUAGAACUGGCUUUGGAUCCUCAUUUGAACAAAACAGGGGACAUUUGGCACAUAUGUAUUGAGGAUCUUCCUCGGAGCAAUGUUCUGUAUGGAUAUCGCAUAGAUGGACCUCAAGACAUGGGUGAAGGGCAUCGAUUUGACAGCAGCAUUGUGCUUGUUGAUCCUUAUGCAAAACUAAUGGAAGGUCGACGAUAUUUUGGGGAUAUUAGCAUGAAGUUGUCCAAGUUUCUUGGCACCUAUGAUUUUGACAGCUUGCCUUUUGACUGGGGAGAAAAUUACAAGCUUCCAAAUAUUCCAGAGAAAGAUCUUGUUAUAUAUGAGAUGAAUGUCCGCGCAUUUACAAUUGAUGAAUCUAGUGGGUUGGAUAGCAACAUUCGUGGCAGCUAUCUUGGUGUUAUUGAGAAGAUCCCACACCUUCUGGAGCUUGGUAUCAAUGCAGUGGAGUUGCUGCCUGUCUUUGAGUUUGAUGAGUUGGAACUCCAAAGGCAUCCAAAUCCCAGAGAUCACAUGAUUAACACAUGGGGUUAUUCUACAAUAAAUUUCUUUGCUCCUAUGAGUCGCUAUGCUAGUGCUGGUGGAGGAUCAGUUAAUGCUUCCCAAGAAUUUAAGCAAAUGGUUAAAGCCUUACAUUCUGCUGGCAUAGAGGUUAUUUUGGAUGUUGUCUAUAAUCAUACUAAUGAGGCUGAUGAUGCCAAUCCUUACACUACUUCGUUUCGUGGCAUAGAUAAUAAGGUUUAUUACAUGCUGGACAAUAAGGGACAAUUGCUGAACUUCUCUGGCUGUGGAAAUACAUUGAAUUGUAACCAUCCAGUCGUCAUGGAGCUAAUUCUUGACAGCCUAAGACACUGGGUCACUGAAUAUCAUGUGGAUGGAUUUCGAUUUGAUCUUGCGAGUGUCCUGUGUCGAGGAAUCGAUGGUUCCCCCCUUAAUGCUCCACCAGUUAUUAGGGCAAUUACUAAAGAUGCAGUCUUAUCGAGAUGUAAAAUUAUUGCAGAGCCUUGGGACUGUGGAGGUCUCUAUCUUGUUGGAAGUUUUCCAAAUUGGGAUCGGUGGGCUGAAUGGAAUGGGAAAUAUCGCGAUGAUGUACGGAAAUUUAUCAAGGGCGAUUCUGGUACGAAGGGGAGCUUUGCAACUCGUGUUUCUGGGUCUUCUGAUCUUUACAGAGUGAACAAGCGUAGGCCAUACCAUAGUAUUAACUUUGUUAUUGCACAUGACGGAUUCACCUUACAUGAUCUUGUUUCAUACAAUUUCAAGCACAAUGAAGCUAAUGGGGAAGGUGGAAAUGACGGAAGCAAUGAUAAUUUUAGUUGGAAUUGUGGUUUUGAAGGGGAAACUGAUGAUGCUAGUAUAAAAGCUUUACGGUCACGACAAAUGAAAAACUUUCAUUUGGCAUUAAUGAUAUCUCAGGGCACACCAAUGAUGCUAAUGGGGGAUGAGUAUGGCCAUACUCGCUAUGGAAAUAACAAUAGUUAUGGGCAUGAUUCUGCUAUUAAUAAUUUCCUGUGGGAUCAGUUGGAUGCUCGGAAAAGUGGUCAGUUCAGGUUUUUCUCGGAGGUGAUAAAAUACCGGCAUGUACAUAAAGUAUUCAGUCAUGAAAGUUUUCUCAGCAAGACUGACAUAACAUGGCAUGAAGACAAUUGGGACAAUUAUGACAGCAAAUUUCUUGCAUUUACGCUUCAUGACAAAAGUGGAGGAGAUAUCUAUUUGGCAUUUAAUGCUCAUGACUACUUUGUUAAAGUUCGGCUGCCCACGCCUCCAACAAAGAAGAGGUGGCUUCGAGUGGUCGACACUAAUCUGAAAUCUCCCGAUGACUUUGUCCUUGAUGGUGUCCCUAGCAUAGAUAACAUGUACAAUAUAGCUCCAUACGCCUCCAUUCUCCUUGAGGCGAAGUUCUGAUUGCAGAAACUGUUGUAUACACGUAUCCAAAGAAAAGAAAAGAAAAAAGGCUGUUACAUACACGUAUCUCAGAUGCAAUGUUUAUUAUUUAGUUUUUACAAGGUAGCAGGAGGAAAUAUAUGCUGCAAUGGGUCCUUGGCUCAGUAUGGUGUGAAGUUGUAGCUUAGCACUAGCAGUCGCAUAUAUACAAAACAGAAGAGCUACGGGGCAAGGGGAACAAAAGCCGAAGAGGAAAAUUUGAAAUCAUAUCAUUUCCAGAAUGGAGCAGGGCAGAGUCAGGUUACAAGUUAAUUGAGGCUGGUCUUACCAAGUAUAUGGAUAAUCAAUUACUACUUCAUAUAUGCAUAUAUUGUAAAAUUGAAUUGAAUUUAAUAAAUGUCAUUGUCUAUCUAUCUAUAUGCUAGGUAUUGUUAUAUUGUAGAUUUGAC
Gastrolobium bilobum is the source of this 3049-nucleotide messenger RNA. RefSeq names its product isoamylase 3, chloroplastic. The transcript has 24 exons. The coding region runs from base 270 to 2621 and encodes 783 amino acids. The record is from RefSeq and is a predicted model, not a curated record. Gene Ontology annotation, molecular function: hydrolase activity, hydrolyzing O-glycosyl compounds. NCBI's taxonomy places the organism in Eukaryota, Viridiplantae, Streptophyta, Magnoliopsida, Fabales, Fabaceae. Gene Ontology annotation, biological process: carbohydrate metabolic process.